AUGUCUAACUUAAAAAAAAAAGAUCAAUUGUAGCCUCGAACUCCAUAGUUAAGGAAACACUUAGAUUCAAGAUCAGUCAGAAGUUCCCUAGGAUGUCUGUCGCAACACGCCGCUAUGUGUAACAUUGCAAGUGAUCCUUUAAAAAAGAUAGGAAAAAUGGAACUCAUUUUCCUAAUGAAGAAAAGAAGGAAAUGGAUUUUUGUUACUCUGUCCGUGGUAUGUUUCCUGGUAUUUUAUAUUCAGAGACCCUUGUAUCGAUCUAAUCAGAACCCAAAGAUGGAAUUGUUACGUGAUAUUAACGAACCUUGUAUCAAUCAUCAGUAUAAUACCAUUCCGCCAAUCUCAUUCAAAUCGGAAACCUCUUUUAUUUCUCUUGGGGCAUCUGCAAAGCCCUUCAAAGCUUUCAAGGUACGUGAAUUUCCACCAGAAAAACUCAAAUUUAGAAAUAAAUAUCUUUCUAAACAUGAAAGUACUGUAAGAAAUGAAGACAAGAAUCACGAGAAAUGGGCAGUUUUGACAACGAUAUUUAAACCCUCUGAAGCAGUGCGACGUUUCCUGUAUAUGUCAUCAUGGUGUGUAGUGAUUGUUGGGGAUUUAGAAAAGCCUAAAUAUUAUAACAUUCCAUCUUCAUUGAAAAGAUGUAUGGUAUUUCUUAAUCAUAAAGAUCAAAAGAAAAUGAGAUCAAAAUUUAUUAAUAAUUUACCUUGGAACAGUUUUAGUAGAAAAAAUAUUGGAUAUUUAUAUGCAAUAUCUCAUGGAGCACAGCUAAUUUGGGACUUUGACGACGAUAAUAUACUAAAAUUCUGGUUGGAAAACGCAUCAAUUCACCCGAAUCAAUGGAUAGAUACAUUUACAAAAUCAGAAAUACCUGUGUCUAAAGUGGAGACAGACACAAGAGCAUUAUUUUUUAACCCUUACAAUUACCUGGGAUCCAGUGAACUAAAAAUAUGGCCAAGAGGAUUCCCUUUAGAAAACAUAAUGCCUUCGAGAAAUCAUGAAUUCAAAUUUGUAAGUGAAACUUUUGUAAAAGAAAAACUUGGAAUUUUGCAGUCAAUUGCGGACCAUCAACCAGAUGUAGAUGCAAUUUACAGAUUAACAGAGUAUACACCUUUUUAUUUCAACAAGGCAUAUGCCAAAGUAAACAACACCAUUAUUUUACCGAAUGGACUUUACUCUCCAUUGAAUGCACAGGCUACCUUACAUUUCCAAAAAGCUUUCUUUUGUCUUUAUCUUCCUGUGACCGUGCAUGGCCGGGUAUCUGAUAUUUGGCGAAGCUACAUUGCCCAGGUUCUCCUUCCUCUCCGUGGACUUCAUGUUGGGUUUUUGCCAAGGCCGCUUGUAGAUCAAGAUCGGAAUGUACACAAUUAUAAUGGUGACUUUCAAUCAGAAAUUCCUCUUUACACACAAACUACUGCCUUUAUUUCCACUCUGGAGUCCUGGAAAAUAAAUAUAACUAAAGUGAAUGAUAAUGAAAAGCGUUCAUUAGAAGAUUUGAUGGAAGAUCUUUAUGUAACACUUUACGAAUGGGGUUUCAUUCAGAUAGGUGACAUCAACAACAUUCAGUUAUGGCUAGAAUCUAUUACUUCUAUCGGUUAUGACUUGGGAUAUAAUAACAGAAGAGCUUCCUCUAAGUCACCAUCUGAAUUCACAAACGACAUUGGAUCGUCCGUUUUGUCUAGGCCAACAGGGAUACCAGAAAAUUGUGUAGAAAUGAAAAGGAAGAAUAUAACUGCUACAUUUUGGACUUCUGAUUUGCAUGAUGGAACAAGAAUUGAUGUUCCGUCUUUACUUUCUAAACUGGAUCAGAGGAUCUAUAUUGCUGGAAUCAAAGGUGAAAAAUCACCAUAUUCCGAAGUUUUCAAAAGUCCUGGCAUAAAUAUCUAUAAAAAGAUAUCGCCUGAAUUAAUGAGAUAUACAACUCACUCAACACCUUUAUCAGAAAAAGGUGUCGAGCAGAAUGCUGUAUUUUAUAGAGGAGAUAUGGCAUUCGAAAAAACAGAUGCCUUCUAUUGUGCAUUUCCAGCAUCUAUGUGCGAGUUAUGGAUGCCAUUUAAUGAAACAAAGUCCAUAUUGUUUUUGGCAGCUCAUAGGUAUAAUUUGGGUCGAUGUGAUGUAAAAAGUUGGGAAGGACUCAAUAGAAAAUUGCAUGGACUUACAAAAAGGAAAGGGGAUGGAAAAUUGAAACAUGUUAUUGGUGCUGACAAUCGAUAUGAUUAUGAAUAUCUGUUUCACUACACUGGAAUUCGAUCUCUUGAGUUGCUAUCUAGUUUUUCAGGAUUUUACACGGAAAAGUCGGUUUAUACACCAACGAAAAAGGAAAUUCUUGUAUUUUUUAGUGGUGGAAAAAUACCAAAAGCCAUAACAAAAACAAAUUUCAAUAUGACAAUACUACAUCACAAGUACAAACACUACACAUUAAAUGACUUGACGAGUUACCCUGCAGUUAUUUUUUUCCCGUAUGCCGUACAUUCUUAUAAGAUAACUGAACUCUAUUCUCUUAAUAUACCAUUGUUUUUUCCGAGUCUGAAAUAUUUUCAGGAAAAUGGUGGUCUUGGAUCUGACCGCACAAGUACUAGUGCUCCAUACUGUCAACAUGAUAAAGAUCUUUGGAAGAAAAUGAAGAAACAUCCUUCUAGUUAUCAUUCUUUUAACCCGAAUUCUGAAUUCAAAGAUCGUCCAGAAGAUGAAAUGUACUGGCUGCAGUUUAGUGACUUCUAUGAUUGGCCUCAUAUACAGUAUUUUGAUGAUAAGGAAGACCUCGAAAGAAAAAUUUCCAAAACAUCUGAUGCUGACUUGAAAAGAAUCCACCAAAGUAUGAAAGAAGAAAAUGAAAUAAGAAGAUUCCGUUUGUUGAAUAAAUGGUGUGAAAUUAUUCCAAAUAUCAAGCACAAUGAAGGUUAAAACUUUGGGACCAGAAGAACAGGUGAAAACGAAAUAAUGAAUAUGCAUGAAUAAGACUCUAUUUUUGGCACUGAAAUUGUUUAUCGUAAUAUCAUUUGUGUGAAUGUAUUUGACACUGUGUAAAAAUAAAUAAAAGUUAAGAGAAACCAAAUUUUGGUUU
This is a messenger RNA of Saccostrea echinata, 3061 nucleotides long. RefSeq lists its product as uncharacterized. Lineage: Eukaryota; Metazoa; Mollusca; Bivalvia; Ostreida; Ostreidae. The record is from RefSeq and is a predicted model, not a curated record. The coding region runs from base 115 to 2901 and encodes 928 amino acids. The transcript has 3 exons.